Fundulus heteroclitus (mummichog) is the source of this 2745-nucleotide messenger RNA. RefSeq names its product threonyl-tRNA synthetase 1 (gene tars1). The record is from RefSeq and is a predicted model, not a curated record. Gene Ontology annotation, molecular function: threonine-tRNA ligase activity; ATP binding. Gene Ontology annotation, biological process: threonyl-tRNA aminoacylation. Lineage: Eukaryota; Metazoa; Chordata; Actinopteri; Cyprinodontiformes; Fundulidae. The coding region runs from base 109 to 2283 and encodes 724 amino acids. The transcript is spliced from 19 exons. Gene Ontology annotation, cellular component: cytoplasm.
AUCCUGGUGACGUCAUCAGCCCGCACCCCCGGCUUCGUCGCUGCCUGCAUAUUGUUCGCUUCUCACAGCACAAGCUUGCCCUGAAUGUGGCUUCGAUCUUGACUUGUUAUGGCCGAGAAGACUGUGGUAGAGAAAAUGAGUGAAUUGCAAGUGGACGGGAGCAAAAAGGGGUCAAAUGAAAGUGGCAAAGAUGGAGGGAAGAAGAAACAGAAAAACGUCUCUGUGGACUCUUCAGGCAAGACUGAGCUGUCACCGCCACCCCAGUACAUCGACGAGCGACUCUCUUUGUAUGCAAAGCUGAAAGCUGAGCAUGACGCCCUGAUUGCAGAGAGAGCUGCGAAGGAUAGCAAGCCCAUCAAGGUGACCCUGCCUGAUGGGAAGGUGGUGGAGGCGGAGUCCUGGAAGACCACGCCGUAUCAAGUGGCAUGUGGAAUCAGCCAAGGCCUCGCUGACAACACGGUGAUUGCCAAAGUAAACAACAGCGUUUGGGACCUUGACAGACCUUUGGAGGAUGACUGCAGCCUUCAGUUACUCAAGUUUGAUGAUGAGGAUGCUCAAGCUGUUUACUGGCAUUCCAGCGCCCACAUCCUUGGAGAAGCCAUGGAGCGGGUCUACGGAGGCUGCCUCUGCUACGGUCCUCCGAUUGAGAACGGCUUCUACUACGAUAUGUUUCUGGAGAACAAUGAGGGCGUAUCAAGCAAUGACUUUCCCUGUCUGGAGAGCCUCUGCAAGAAAAUCAUCAAGGAGAAGCAGCCGUUUGAAAGGCUGGAAAUCAAGAAGGAAACUCUCCUGGAUAUGUUUAAGUACAACAAGUUUAAGUGCCGCAUUCUGAAUGAGAAAGUCACCACCCCCACCACCACCGUUUACAGAUGUGGUCCAUUAAUUGAUCUGUGUCGGGGUCCUCAUGUGAGACACACUGGAAAGAUCAAAGCCCUUAAAAUCCAUAAGAAUUCGUCUACCUACUGGGAGGGAAAGGCAGACAUGGAAACCCUCCAGAGGAUCUACGGGAUCUCCUUUCCUGACCCCAAAAUGCUCAAAGAGUGGGAGAAGUUUCAGGAGGAAGCCAAGAACAGAGAUCACCGCAAACUGGGCCGGGAGCAGGAACUGUUCUUCUUCCACGAACUAAGUCCAGGGAGCUGCUUCUUCCUGCCUAAAGGGGCCUUCAUCUACAGCACGCUGAUUGAGUUCAUCAGAAGUGAAUACAGGAAGAGGGGUUUCCAGGAAGUGGUGACUCCCAACAUCUACAACAGCAAACUGUGGAUUACUUCGGGCCACUGGCAGCACUACAGCGACAACAUGUUCUCUUUCGAGGCCGAGAAGGAGACCUUCGCGCUCAAACCGAUGAACUGCCCCGGUCACUGCCUGAUGUUUGAUCACCGUCCUCGCUCCUGGAGAGAGCUGCCCCUCCGCAUGGCCGACUUUGGCGUCUUGCACAGAAAUGAGCUGUCAGGAGCCCUGACUGGCCUCACACGGGUCCGCCGCUUCCAGCAGGACGACGCGCAUAUCUUCUGCUCCAUAGACCAGAUUGAGGAGGAGAUUAAGGGCUGCCUGGACUUCCUGCGGACGGUGUACGACGUGUUUGGCUUCAGUUUCAAACUCAACCUUUCUACGAGACCAGAGAAGUUCCUCGGUGAGCCGGAGAUCUGGAACCAGGCCGAAAAGCAACUGGAGAACAGCUUAAAUGAGUUUGGGGAGAAAUGGGUUCUCAACCCAGGCGACGGAGCUUUUUACGGACCCAAGAUUGACAUUCAGAUCAAGGAUGCCAUCGGUCGAUACCACCAGUGCGCCACCAUACAGCUGGAUUUCCAGCUACCCAUCCGCUUUAAUCUCUCCUUCGUCGGUCAUGACGGGGAUGACCACAAGAGACCGGUGAUCAUCCACCGAGCCAUUCUGGGAUCAGUGGAGAGGAUGAUCGCUAUUCUGACUGAGAACUAUGGAGGCAAAUGGCCGCUUUGGCUUUCUCCCACUCAAGUGAUGGUUGUACCCGUGGGACCGACCUGUGAAGAGUAUGCUGAGAAAGUCAAGAAGGAAUUCCACAACAGCGGGUUCAUGACGGAUGUGGAUCUGGACCCCGGCUGCACUCUGAACAAAAAGAUCCGAAACGCUCAGCUGGCACAGUACAACUUCAUCCUGGUGGUGGGAGAGAAGGAGAAGACGAGCAACACCGUGAACGUACGCACCCGAGACAACAAAGUCCACGGCGAGCGCAGUGUGGAGGAGUGCAUCGAGCGCCUCAAACAGCUGAAGGCUUCCAGGAGCAGAAACGCCGAGGAGGAGUUCUGAGCUCUUUCAGACACCUCCUCUCCACAGGACCUCUGUUAAAUUCAGAUGCUAUGUGUUUCAGAUCAACGUUUUUAAGAGGGAUAUAAACACCUGCAAAACUCUUUGUGCUUUUGCAGAAAUCAGGUUUUCUUGUACCGACGCAAAGAUAUUCGUUUUUCUGUUGUCUUCCAUCUGCUGACUGGGUAUCCAAGCGCAGCUAAAGCCAAUGCAAUGAAGUGUAACGGUCUUUUAUUUUGGUUUUCGGGUGUAACACGGCGAGGUCUUUAAAAAGCUCAGCAGAACAAGUGUGUAAGUGAAUAAACUGCUUCCUUAAACUCUAGUUUCCAUGUUACAAGCUGAUUGAAACUAAGGGGAGACGUUUUAUUUUAUAUGUUCUUCCACAAUCUUCUUGUCGCUCAUCGCUUCUUCGGGGAGAUGUAAAUGAAAUACCAUUUUGAUAAUUAAACAAUCUAUUCAUAAUGA